ACAGUCAUUUCGCAGUGAACCAUGACGGGGACCAGGACGGGGACCAGGACCGCCUCGCUGCGACGCGCAGCCUCCCCGGUGCUUGCGGCCUCGCUCGCAACAGUGCUGGCCGUGUUCCUUACGGUGCCGGCGACAGGCUGCCGCGGGUCUGCUUGCUGUGCCAUCGCGGGCGCUGCUCUCGGGGCCGGAGCCGAUAUGACGGAGAGGCUGCUGGUUGUGGACACCGACGCCGGCGCCGACGACGCGAUGGCCCUCCUGGUGCUGCUCGGCGCCGAGGCGGAGCAGCCCGGCGGCGUGGAGGGCACGCGCGUCCGAGUGUUGGCGGUGACGUGCGCGCAGGGCAACACGGGCUUGAGGAACGUGACACGCAACGUGCUGGCCACGCUGCGCACGGCGGGGCGCGCGGAUGUGCCCGUGUUCGGGGGCGCCGCGCAGUCCCUGCUGGUCACGCCGCCCACGGACCACCACUUCGGAGAGGACGGCCUCGGCGACUUCCUCCCCGCCAACGAUAGCUACAGUUCGGUGCAGGUGGAGCACGCCGCCGUCGCCUUGGUGCGCCUGGCCCGUCGGUACCCUGGUCGCAUCAGCCUCGUGUGCCUCGGGCCGAUGACCAACGUGGCGCUGGCAUCGCGCCUCGACCCGGAGUUCCUGGACAACCUGAGGGACGUUUUCGUGCUUGGAGGGUCCUCGAUGGGCGUGGGGAACACCAAGGCCGCCACCGAGUUCAACGUGUACAUGGACGCCGAGGCCUUCGAGGCCGUGCUGCGCAGCGUGCCGAAGCCCGUGUUCUUGCUGCCCUGGGAGACCGUCACGGCCACCAACUUCUCCCAGGAGUGGCGCAGGGACCGGCUGGGCGCGCUCGCCACUCCACAGAUGGAGUUCCUGAAUCUGGCGGAGCGCCGGACUCGGUCGGGCAAGCGGUACAACCCGGCGGACGCCAUGCUCGCCCUGUUCGUGCUGCGGCCCGACUUGAUCACGGAAAGGACCACCACCAACGUCCAGGUGGUGCUGGGCGACGGCUUCGCGCGCGCGGCCACGCUGGUGGACUACGUGGGGCGGAGCGGCAAGGCCGCGAACGCGGUGCUGCUGCAGCGGGCCGACCGCGCGCUGGCGGAGUGCCUGCUGCUGGAACUGCUGUCCGCGCCCGUCUCCGUGUCGUCCCGAGCUGACAAGGCGCACAAGGCCGUUGCAGGAGAGGACUAAUCUCUGUUCAUUGGGCCAGACUCGUGAUGGCAUAAACGUUCAGCCGGGCAGCUGCCUUCAGCUUAGUUUCCACCCCUCCCCCUCCCACGC
Molecule: messenger RNA, 1293 nt
Organism: Thrips palmi
Lineage: Eukaryota; Metazoa; Arthropoda; Insecta; Thysanoptera; Thripidae
Product: probable uridine nucleosidase 1
Exons: 9
Coding region: 22-1203 (393 amino acids)
Molecular function (GO): hydrolase activity, hydrolyzing N-glycosyl compounds
Source: RefSeq, a predicted model, not a curated record